Drosophila obscura is the source of this 1356-nucleotide messenger RNA. RefSeq names its product zinc finger protein 426 (gene Zaf1). The record is from RefSeq and is a predicted model, not a curated record. Lineage: Eukaryota; Metazoa; Arthropoda; Insecta; Diptera; Drosophilidae. The coding region runs from base 156 to 1322 and encodes 388 amino acids. Gene Ontology annotation, molecular function: DNA-binding transcription factor activity; zinc ion binding; RNA polymerase II cis-regulatory region sequence-specific DNA binding. The transcript has 4 exons. Gene Ontology annotation, biological process: regulation of transcription by RNA polymerase II. Gene Ontology annotation, cellular component: nucleus.
AUGAGUGCGCCGUUCCACAAUUUUCGUGGGUAUUUAAACACCCAGUGGCACUUAAUGGGCUAAGUGCGGCGUCAUACAGUCACACUACAGAAUCUGGAAUAGCAUUUGAAUCGGAUAAAUUAAAUCGGCCAGCAGGCACGAAGGAAUUAACAAUAAUGGAAAUCAGCAUCAAGUGGAGCAUGUGUAGAACUUGCAAAAGUGAGGAGACCAUAAAUCUGCAACCGCUCUUCGAUUCUGAAUCAGCCCCCCGGCUUUUGAACGAGUAUGCGGGGCUGAAUGUGUCUCUGGACGAUGGCUUGCCUGACAAAAUAUGCAUCACUUGCAUUCAAAUGCUGGAAGAAGUGCACAGAUUUAUCACCACCUGUCAGCUGGCCGAUGAGCAGCUGAGGAGUCUCGUGCGCCAGGCAAUUUCCUCAACGUCGGUGCUAAAAGGACCCACAAGUACAUCGCCCGGCGUUGAAACGCGAAAACGUGCGAGAAAACAAACGAUUUUAGAAAGACAGGACAAGUAUCCCAAAUUGGAAUAUUCUGGGAACAAUAAUGUAACUGAUGAAAAAAGUCUGGGCGAAACAUUUCAAACGCUCGUUGAACUAUCAGAAGUUGCACACACAGUGCAGCCUGCUUCCACUGCAAAUGUAAGCGAGUCUUUUGAAAAUGCGGGCUAUCUGACCACCACAGACAGCGAAGAAUUCCAAAUAAACUACGGGGCCAAUGAGGACGUAGCACUAUGCAUAAACGUUGGCUCAUAUGAGGAUUAUCUCGUCAAAAGCGACGUGACACAGGAUAACUCCGCCCUAGAGCCAGAACCUGCCACCGUAUAUAAAAUAGAUCUCGGAGUAGCGUGCUCUCCAGAAAAGCACAGGUGCGUUGUCUGCAGCAACACUUACCACAGCUCGUCAAAACUUGCUGACCACAUACGCACCCAUCUGAACGAGAGGUCCUAUGAAUGCGAAGUUUGCCUCAAACGCUUCACCACCAGCUGCAACCUGAACACACACAUCAGAACCCAUACGGGGGAGAAACCAUAUAAAUGUGAACAUUGCUCGCGUUGCUUUGCCGAUCGCAGCACACAUCGCAAGCACGAACGCAUGCACACGAAUGAGCGACCAUACGCCUGCACCAUUUGCGAGAAAAGCUUUUCACUAUCCUCCACCCGAAAGGCACACAUUCUAACGCACUCGAAGGAGAAGGCUCACGCGUGUUUAAAGUGCGACAAGAAAUUCCGUUUGCCGCAUCAGUUAAAAGCUCACCUAAAGACUCACGCACAUAUGACGAUGGAAGACGAGGAUCGUGAUCCCCCGUCCAAGUCAGAAAACAAAUAAACAAAUAACUCUUCUAUUAGUCUAGCUUAUAUUG